Molecule: messenger RNA, 2361 nt
Organism: Mytilus californianus (California mussel)
Lineage: Eukaryota; Metazoa; Mollusca; Bivalvia; Mytilida; Mytilidae
Product: sentrin-specific protease 1-like
Exons: 16
Coding region: 489-1583 (364 amino acids)
Biological process (GO): proteolysis
Molecular function (GO): cysteine-type peptidase activity
Source: RefSeq, a predicted model, not a curated record
AUGAUUAGAUUAAAACAGGAGUUGAAGAAGAAAAAGAUAAUAAAAAAGAGCAGUUCCUAGCGAAGGAUGAAGAAAAUGCCCAAGAUAAAGUUGAAAAUGAAGAAAUAGAGGCAGAAACUGUAGAGGCAGAAACUGUAGAGGCAGAGACUGUAGAGGCAGAAACUGUAGAGGCAGAAACUGUAGAGGCAGAAACUCUAGAGGCAGAAACUGUAGAGGCAGAGACUGUAGAGGCAGAAACUGUAGAGGCAGAGAGUGCAUCAAAAGUACAGCGUAAUACAGCAGAAAAACAGAUCUCUCCAUUGGCUAAAGCAAUUGACAAGAGAAAUGCUACAGAUAUCAUUGGACACAUCAUUUCCCAAAACUUCAACACAGAUUUGAGCUAUUUGGAAAGCUGCAGCCUGUUGAGCGGUGAAAUACAGUUCAAGCCUAGAAAAAGACCAUUGAGGACAUAUAAUGGACCGGAUAUUUUGGUGCCAGGAGAAGGCGGAAUGAGUGUUUUCUACCUCCUAAAUAUAUUUCCGGAUUUUGCUAAAAUUGCUGUUUACAUUUUUGCAAAAUCCCACUUGGACCAUUAUGUACAGCAGUAUCAUAAAGUUGACAUGGAUAACAUCAAAAAGGCCCUAAACAACAGAAGCCAAAGCAGGACGGUCAGAGACCUGUUAAUUGAGGAGGCCAAAAACCUAUUAACAGAUGAAAAAAUGGGUCCUGCAGCAUUAAUGUUUACUGCAGGAUACUUAAUGAAAGAGCUGGUGAUAUACCAUGAAGAGGGGGUCAAUGACUACUUGUGUGCCUGUCCUUGUGCUCAAGGGGUAGAAGUGCAGCACAUCUACCAUGAUAAAGGGGACAACUUCUACCCCUUAUCCCAUAAGGAUCUAUGGAGAGCUGAUGGCCCAAGUACCCGUUCCAAAAUCAGAGACAAUUACCAGACAUUGGAAGAGGAUAAUAAAGGAUGCUUACCAGGAAUGGAAUCAGAUUCAGUAGUUUUUCAGCGAUAUGGCCAUGAAAUCUGGCAGGGAGACAUAAAUAGACUGUCAAAAGGUCAUUGGUUGGAUGACAGCAUUGUUUAUGUUGCAAUAAGACAUCAUCAAGAGACAUAUGCAACAGAAGAUAGUAUUCACACAUUUGAUCCAGUCUUCAGCAGGAAGCUCUUGGCAAAAGAAAAUUGUCCUGAUGAUGGUUCUAGGUUGAUCCUCCACUCAUGCAAUAUAGAUCUUGUGAAUGCCUAUAGCCGGAGAAUUGCAUUUGAAGAGAAACGGUUGAUAUUGGUCCCAAUAUGUGACAAUACACACUGGAUUCUGGCUUCCUUUUGCCCCAAGACUUUCACUGUAACCAUGAUGUGCUCAAUGGGAGGUUGCUAUCGGAAGACAGCACAAUCACUUGGAAGAUACUUUGCUGCAAUGUAUGCAAAAUCAUUUGAGGAAGUUAAAAUCAGUCAUGCAAAGGUUCAAAAGCAGCAAAAUGGUAAUGAUUGUGGCGUAUUUGUAGUUGGAUAUGCUGAAUGUUUACUCAAGAAUGGGAAUCUUGAAGAUUGGAAGGUCAAAGGCAGAUCACAACUUCUGAAAAUAAUUAAAAAAAUGUAUUAAACUUUUGUGAACUAUCAAUGUAAAGAUAAAAGUUGAUGUCGUGAUGUACAGUUUUAGUAAGUUUGGUAUAAUAUCUAGAUCGUUAUUAUCUAUGUGGUACAUUUUGGUUUGCUAUUUAUUGCGAACCCAAUGAUACUUUUCCACAGAUUCACCUGCAAGUUACCUGUCGAUUUAAACUUUUGUAAGUUCUAUUGUCCCAUCUAACAAAUACAAUAGCUAUUGUUCUCUGUUUAGUUUAUUCAAUUGAACCUUUAAAUUUCUUCCAAGAGAAAUCUAUCACUCACUGAUUAAUUUACCGGAACAAAAAUUGAACUGUCAAUGAUGAAAAUACAUGUACAAAUAAGGAACCACAAAACUGCAUAUGAUGUUGUAUUUAUUCAAUAUCAAUUACUCAUUUUCAAUUUGUUUAAUUUAAACACUGAUUUAAAAAUUAAAAGUUGAUUUCUGAUCAAAUUUCAAUAUUUUACCUAUCAAAAUUUGCUUUUUUAGUGUGUUCACAAAUAUAAACUUGAAAAUGAUAAUGUUUAAAUGAAGGUCUUCGUAAAUAUAUUAUUUAUAACUGAACAACAAAAAUAAAACAUGCAUGCCAAUUCUUUGAAACUGUAGUAAAAAAGAAUUCAGAAAUAAACUUUUUAUAACUGAAUCAGUUUUUAUAUUGAACUGAUUGAAAAUAUAUUAUUGAUAUUGAAUAAAUACUGUAUCACAUGCAGUUUAUAUGAGUUUAUUCAUGUAUUUCAAUAUACAAAGAAGAUAUUUUUUGGUCAGGCAAAUGAUUCAA